AUGCGAAGCCCGCCCCCGGACACAUUGGACCCGGCCAGUGUUGAAUGGCUCCAAACACAGCUCCGACAAUGCGACUAUCACUGUGGCCUUGGAAAGCCAGAGGUGCCAUUCUUACCCACCAGACUGAUACAUGUCGGUCAGAACGAGGAUGACGCACCUCGACUUGUCAUCGUUGAAAACAUGCUCGAAUCUGGUAUGAUCGAUGCUCUCGACUAUGCGACACUGAGCUAUUGCUGGGGAUCCAAAGAAGACGCUCUCAAGCAGACAAAAACCACAAAAGACACCAUUUUGACCCAUUGUCAAGGGAUGCCUCUUGACUCCUUAAGUCCCGUCAUACGGGACACCAUCAAGGUCUGCAGGGCGCUCGGUAUAUUCUACCUCUGGGUUGACGCUUUGUGUAUCAUUCAAGAAGACAAUGUAGACUGGGACCGAGAGAGUCAAAUGGUGGGACAGAUCUACCAUUCUUGUUAUGUGACUAUCUGCCCUCUCUCUUCACAGUCUUGUCUUGAAGGCUAUCUCGGACCACGACCGCAGGGUCUUGAAGUUGAAUUUCAAUCAUCGCGCCAUGAACAUAUCAGAGGUACCUACAGACUUAUUCUUUCAUCGACAAACAUGGACGCAGACAUAUUGGAGGAGAGCAAAACACCAGUAGUUUAUAAGGAUCUUGAGCGAUCCGCUUGGGAUCGAAGGGGCUGGACCUUUCAAGAGAGUAUUCUUUCACCCCGCAUGAUCCUGUUUGGGCCCAACAUGGGCCAUUUUGUCUGCGAAAACCUAACAGGAUCUGAAAACGGACACAUCGACCGCAAUAAGAUCCAUGGUCAACUACAAAUUAUGAUUCGAAAAGCUCUUGGAAAACCUUACGAGGAGCUGGAUCGCUCAGCGAAUACCAGGGCAGAUGUUUACAGCAGCUGGGGUGCUGUUCACGAGGUCCAGGAAAGAGCCUGGACAUAUCGCGAGGACAUGUUCCCCGGAAUUGCCGGUAUCGCUCAGGUAUUCGCAACACUUACGAGCGACACAUAUUUGGCAGGCCUGUGGAAAGACGACUUAAGUUACCAGCUGCUUUGGUACAUGCCGGAACCACCACCCGUCGAAUUGGCAUCACUUGUGCAUAGCUUGCAGCACGCAGAACCGUACAUCGCACCAUCAUGGAGCUGGGCUUCCCGAACCACGUACCAGGAGAACUUAGCGAAUAAAAAAUUCGAAUCACCCGGUGUAGGUGAUCCAAAGGCGACGAAAGGGAAGUUGGGGAUACGCGUUAUCAAACCCUCCGGGGAGAUGCCUUGUCACAACAGACCGGACUUUGCACUGAUAGAUUACCACAUGGAUUUCCAAGGCAGCAACAUCUUUGGGCCUCUUACUGGGGGUUUUCUUCGAUUCAUGGGUAGGACAUGCCCGUUUCCUUCAAACGUCAGGAUGGAGGCCGUGGAACACAUUCAUUCUCCUUCAUUGUGCGGGAAAUUUUCAGGCGGUACAGGGAUUUGCAUGCUCGACUAUGAUAUCGGCGAAACCUUGAUACGAGCGCCAGAGAGUAUGCGAUUGUUUUGGGUGUCGAGCUGCUGCUCGGCAACGUUGGCAUGGAGGCGUAUAAAGUUCUUUGAGAACUGCAUUAAGGAAGACCUUGACGAAUGGAUGCAAAGGGAAGUAGAGGUUAGCGGUACAUCGUUUCCUAACGGCUAUGAGGACAUCGAUGUGUGCCGAUACUGCGCUGAUCCGACGCACAAACGUACGAGAUAUGGCCUUGUGAUUCAUCCUGCGGAAGAGCCUGGAUCGUACGUGAGGGUUGGAGUCUUUAUGUUGUUUGCACAUAAGGGGGGUAUGGAUCUCUUCAAGGGUGAGGCGGAGGAGAUAAAGCUCAUUUAG
Molecule: messenger RNA, 1860 nt
Organism: Colletotrichum abscissum
Lineage: Eukaryota; Fungi; Ascomycota; Sordariomycetes; Glomerellales; Glomerellaceae
Exons: 1
Coding region: 1-1860 (619 amino acids)
Source: RefSeq, a predicted model, not a curated record